Molecule: messenger RNA, 4304 nt
Organism: Halichondria panicea
Lineage: Eukaryota; Metazoa; Porifera; Demospongiae; Suberitida; Halichondriidae
Product: MAP kinase-activating death domain protein-like
Exons: 17
Coding region: 144-4151 (1335 amino acids)
Biological process (GO): regulation of Rab protein signal transduction; regulation of apoptotic process
Cellular component (GO): cytosol
Molecular function (GO): guanyl-nucleotide exchange factor activity
Source: RefSeq, a predicted model, not a curated record
GACCUAUACCACCAAUCAAUGGAAAAAUUCCACAUUUUUUUACUUGCUACCAUAUAAUAGAUCUACCGUCAAGAGUAGAUAGAUACCGUAGAUAGUUAGUUAGGGAAUCAAUUAUUAAAUAGACCAAGGCAAGAUUAAGAAUCAUGAAUCAAGAUAGCAAACACAAUCGACUUGUUGACUAUCUAGUGCUGGUUGGACCAAAGAAGAAAAGAACAUUUGAUGUAUCCCAUGCUUAUCCAACCAGGAGCUAUGAUCAAUGCUCUACAGCCCCACCAGUGAUCCUCAAUCGUUUCCCCUCUGCCGACCACCCUGACUUUGAGCUAGCAUACGAUGUUUCAUACUUUUGCCAGCCUGAGGGCAGUAACUCACAUAGUGAGGAGACAAAGACUCAUCUCUUCAUGCUCACAUACACGGAAACCAAUCGAAAGACAUAUGGCAUGUGUCUCUCCUUCCCCCACUUGUUUGAUCCACCAUCGGCUGUGGACAACAGUGACUGUACAGACAGCCUGUGCAUUCAAGAGUGGGGCACCCUCUCUGUGUGUCUCCUGUCAAGGCAUCCAUUCUUCAAGUUCUUCAGCCGGUGUCUGACAACCUUGUCUCAUUUCGUGCAAGAUUUCAGUGAAUCUGAACCCCUAUGGAAAGAGCUUCUAAACCACAAGUCAGCCACCAUUAACUUCUCCCACCCCAUGAGCCGUAGGCGACGUAUUCUCAAUGAAAUCGUUGGUUGGAUAAAGCAGCUGCUCUUAUUGGAAGCUCCCGAGCCUGGCAGUUCCCUCGAGGUGGAGCUCGAAGUCGACCCUGCAGUGAUUCUAGCAUAUCCCUCAGCCCAUAGGCUGCCUCUGUUUGAGCUGCCCGUGCAUCGAAUGUUCACGAUAUUGGAUGUGUGUACAGUGAUCGAGAUCUUCAAGUUGGUCCUUUCAGAACAUAAGGUGAUAGUGCACUCAAGUGACAGCUCGUUUGUGUCCGAGUGUGUCCUGACGAUACUCGCCCUCCUCUACCCCGUCCAGUACCUGUAUCCCCUCGUCCCCCUACUUCCCACGUCCAUGCCCACAGCCGAGAAUCUGUUGAUGGUACCGACUCCAUUCUUCAUUGGUGUCUGCUCCAGCUUCCUCCGCAAUGUUCACGAGGUGCACGUGGCUGAGGUCUGGCUCAUCAAUCUGGAUACAAAGGAGAUUAAGCCACCCACGUUUCUGGACCAGCCAGUACUGGAAUUCCCCUACAGCAUACUACAGCUGCAAGCAGAAGUGAGACAGGCUAUGGACAAGCUGGAUGUGGUUACACCCACUGAAAAUCAUGUGAUUGGGCCGACUGUAACGUCCACCCCUACCAUCCUCUCCCAAACAGUGUUAAAGCUAGCCACGGGGAGGGGGACCCCAUCCCAAAAACCACCCCCUGCAGAGGACGGCUACAGAAGACAUUUGGAGAACGAGGUGGAUGUGAUGAUUCGAGUAGCCUUUGUCGAGUUUUUUUUCAACGUGGAUAUUUUAGGACUCAUCGAUCAGCACCUCUGCAUUUACAGACUCUUUCCUCGUCCUGUGGUGGCCAUUAGAAAGUCAGCUUUCCUGUCUGCCUACGAAAGAAUUAACUCAGCUGCAGAUGUAGGCUUCAUGAGGGAUCUGAUGUCCACACAGGGAGUGGAGUACUUCUUUGAGUGGUCACUCAAUCCUCCCAAUUCAGCAUAUGAGGAGAUCAGGAGAGGAGUUCAAGAAGUGAAUAGAGUGAGUGACAAGCAGUGCCACUACAUACUCAAACAAGCCUACAAGACAAAGCAGGUCUGCCUCUAUCAAUCGUCACCCGACUCCCUCCUCUACCGAGAGAUGCUCACCUUCAAGGCCACUCACUCCAGCCCACACACGACCACCGGGCUCCAGUUGCCCGAUGAUGACUCGGACAGUGAGUAUAUGACUGGAGGGGGAGAGCAUUACGAUGGGGACAGUGAGAGCUCUUAUUUCACUGAAGAAGACAAGGACAGGGAGAGCUCUUCAUCACCGUUUCAGAUUCUCAAAGGGGCCGUAGUGUCUGACAAACCUGAUGAUAUGCUGGAUGAUGUAGAGGUGGGCUAUUACUCAACCAGGAGGGUGUCGUCACCCAGUGAAGACAUGCCAACAAUCAAUCAAUCUUCAACUCAACUUCUCCCACAAACUGGCCAGAAACUGCAGCGGCCCAAGAGUAUGGUAACUGCAGAAAUAGAGCCCACACCCACGCUGGACCUCAAUCGCAAGUCACUAAGUUUUGGAAACUUGUCGCUAACGGAUACGGAACAUUCCGGCGUGUUGAGUCACCUUGGCAACCAGAGCACUACGUAUCUCACUAGCACCGAGUACCUCACAGCCCACCAGUUUGACACUGACACGGGGAGGGCAAGUAUAUUCUCAGUCUCCACGAGUGAGGAAGAGACGGAGGACUUCUCUCCCAAUGAGGGGCAUGGUUUUAGGAGCAAUGAGGGGCAUGGUCUUAGGAACAAUGAGGGGCGUGGUCUCAGGAAUGGCGCUCACACGCCUUCUGAUUCAAGCACAUCCCCAGAGCACAGACACUAUACAACACCUGGAUUAACAUUACCACAGCAACUGUCGUCCCCCUUUGGAGAUGACGGUGGGCAUGGUCAAGUGUCUCGGACAAUUCUUGCCAUGUCAGCACUCAACAACUCGAAGACAAUGGACAACCAGAUAGUAGAGAUUGUCUCCAAGGUGGUGGGAGGUAGUGGUAUCUCCUGGCCCAAGCCUGCCUCUCUCAAGAGACUCUCAGCGUACGAGAAAACUCGAGUUCUGAUUCUACGUCAUUUGGAGGAGAGACUGGGGGUCCGUACCAGCAACGAUGUUGUCCUGGCAACCAAUGCUCAGAUCACACCAGUCGGUGUUUCCAGAGCCGUGUAUCGUGGUGUACUGGACCUCCUUAAGUACCUACUCCAUUCUGUUGAGGAGGACUUCACUAAGGAGCCGGAGAGUCCUCUCUUCUCUGCCUUCAUUAUCUUCAGACUGGCCUUCUCUGUCUACCACGAGCCAAAGACUAAGUCGACUCUUGGAUUCUCUCUUAGGAGUGCCCUCAGUAUCAGCACGUCACUAAUGGCCACCCAAACACCCAAGCCAUUGUCUACAGGCAGCUCUUCCUCUCAGGUCCCCAAGCCACUGUCUCCAGACACCUCCUCUCAGGUCCCCAAGCCACUGUCUCCAGACACCUCCUCUCAGGUCCCCAAGCCACUGUCUCCAGACACCUCUCCCUCUCAGGUAACAGCUAAUAAGGUUCUUGGUGACACAAUCAGGGACCACCCUAAUGCAGAGAAGACGUACACAAGCUCAGAACUGGCCUCUAAACAAAGCCGCUUCUCCACCAUAGCGGCUCAAGAUGAGCUCUUGAAUCAGCUGAUCAACAGUCCGAGGUUCUAUCACCCUAGGGAGGGUCAAGACGUGAGGUCGUUCAGUUUCCUCUACAAGGAGUUGUUGAAGGGCCAGGGCAACUCGAGACCUUUCGUUGUGAAGAAGACUUUCUGGAGCAAUGUGUUCAUGAGCACCAUCGACGCUGACAGAGGCUACAUGGGCUGGAAUGAACGCACUCCAGACUUGUAUAAUAGAUACAAUACAUUGCCUGAGGUGCAUCGACGGACGUUUGGCUCUGAGGAGGACCACCUGCUGAGCAUCAUAGCACACAAUCUGCUGGUCUACAUGCUCAUGGUGGGGCUAAGCUCUCGAGAGACAAUGUCACUCAUCAACGACUUCACUGCUCGAAUUCGACUGGCCACUUUUGAAGAGAGACUGCUACAGCAGACCAUCAGAUAUCUCGAGGACAAUACUUCCAGUGAGAUUGAACUAAGUCACCUCAGCCUGGUGGCCCUCUACAGCGAGAUACACCCCACGAUCUCCCACAUUGUACACUACGGUAUAAACAUGAUUGCUCCUGUCUACAAACUGCAGAUCACAAAUGAGGCUUUGAUCCUGAGACGGUUCCCAGAUGAGAGGAUAUCGGCUAGACUCUGGAAUGACCGAAUCACACACAUUGAGAGGAAUGAGGGGAGGGCUACUGUCAGUGUGCACUAUUGCAACUCUUACGGAGAGUUUAUACAUCACUUCCACACUAAACAGUAUGAAAAGGUGUUCGAGUCUCUUAAUGCCCUGGUCAAGACACAAGCUAAAUGCUCUGGUCCAGACACAAGCUAACUAGACUUUACACCAUGCAACUGUUAUAGGAGAUUGAACUUGUCAACUUUAUUUUCUUUUCUUAAUUUUUUAUUGCAAACAACAAUCAUUAUUAUACACACAGUACAUGAAAUCAAAUACACAGUACAUGAAAUCAACAAACAAGCUAUAUAA